Molecule: messenger RNA, 3576 nt
Organism: Cercospora beticola
Lineage: Eukaryota; Fungi; Ascomycota; Dothideomycetes; Mycosphaerellales; Mycosphaerellaceae
Product: cation-translocating P-type ATPase
Biological process (GO): sodium ion transport; monoatomic ion transmembrane transport; potassium ion transport
Cellular component (GO): plasma membrane
Molecular function (GO): ATP hydrolysis activity; P-type sodium transporter activity; P-type potassium transmembrane transporter activity
Source: RefSeq, a predicted model, not a curated record
CGCGGACGUACAUAUAUGCCAUUGCAUCACCCUCUCCGCACGUGUGAAGCAAAGCCCAUUGACUGUUCUUUAUCCGCCAUCCUUCGCUAAGCGGUAACAAGUCGUUCAUGUUGCAUUCCUCCGCUUCAUUGUUCUCUCCAUCCUCUCUCCCCGCCCGCCUAUGAUAAGGUAACGCUAUGGGAAAGCAGCAGAACCCAGCUCUGGAGGAGCAUGUCUCCGGACAAUCCAACCAACCAUUGAGCCAGCCUGCCCACUGCCUGAAGUGGAAGCAGGUCGCCGAGGAGCUCAACGCCGAUAUCGAUGAUGGUCUCACCGCGAGCGAGGCCAGCUCGCGAUUGGAACAAUUUGGCAAGAAUGAGCUCGGGGAUGGCAAAGGUGUCAACCCCGGCAAGAUUUUGGUCAGGCAAAUAGCCAAUGCCAUGACCUUGGUCCUCAUUAUUGCCAUGGUCGUGUCCUUCGCCAUUCAGUCCUGGAUCGAAGGUGGUGUCAUUGUCGGUGUCAUCUUCAUCAACAUUGCAGUCGGAUUUUUUCAAGAGUUCCAAGCCGAGAAGACCAUGGAUUCGCUCCGCUCACUCAGUUCGCCAACUGCCCAAGCCGUCCGUGACGGCGAGUCAAAGAGCCUGCCAACCGUCGACAUCGUCCCAGGCGAUUUGGUCGAGUUGAAAACCGGAGACACUAUCCCUGCCGAUGUCCGUCUUAUUGACGCAGUCAAUUUCGAGACUGAUGAGGCUUUGCUCACCGGCGAGUCUCUCCCUGUUCGCAAGGCACACAACGAUGUAUUUGAGCCGGGCACUGGUCCUGGUGACCGCCUCAACGUGGCAUACAGCUCCUCGACAGUCACCAAGGGCCGUGCUACCGGUAUCGUCUUCGCCACUGGUAUGUACACUGAAAUCGGAUCCAUCGCUGCCGCACUUCGAAAGAAGAACAGCAGAGUCAGACCCGUCAAGCGCAACGAGGAAGGCAAGGCCAAGACGUACCGCUACGUUCAAGCUGCCGUCCUUACCUGCACAGAUGCCGUCGGUCACUUUCUGGGCGUCAAUGUCGGAACACCGUUGCAAAAGAAGCUCUCCAGGUUAGCAGUCUUGUUGUUCUUCAUCGCUGUCAUCUGCGCUAUUAUUGUGCUCGGCGCGAACGAAUUCCGCAACCAGAGAGAAAUCAUUAUCUACGCAGUGGCUACAGGUCUUUCUAUGAUUCCUGCGUCGCUGGUUGUCGUGCUCACCAUCACCAUGGCCGCUGGCACCAACCGCAUGGUUGAGCGUCACGUCAUUGUCCGAAACUUGAGGUCACUCGAAGCGCUCGGUGCAGUCACAGAUAUUUGCUCCGACAAGACCGGCACGCUGACUCAAGGUAAAAUGGUGGCGAAGAAGGCUUGGGUCCCCGCACACGGCACAUACACAAUCGAUCAAACCGACGAGCCAUUCAAUCCUACCAAAGGCGACAUUUCCUUCAUCGAGAAAGAGCCACACAAGGUUGAACUCACGGACAAGGACAAGAAGAGUGGCUACGCGGAGUUGUUGCAAAACAACGAUGCUCUCAAGGAUUACCUGCGUGCUGCUUCGUUGGCCAACCUUGCGACAGUACAUCAGACAGAUGCCGGCCAGUGGCACGCACGCGGCGAUCCCACUGAAAUCGCUAUCCAGGUUUUCGCAUCGCGCUUCCAAUGGAACCGUAGAGCAUCCACAGCUGGCGACAAUCCGGCGAUGAAAUUGCUCGUGGAGUUCCCCUUCGAUUCUGACGUCAAGAAGAUGAGUGUCAUCUACAGAGACCUCCACACUGAAAAGAUGUACGCCUUCACCAAGGGCGCAGUCGAGCGCGUGAUUGCUUCUUGCACGACCUAUUUCCCAGAGAACGACAAGCCCGCCGUGGAGAUGACUGAGGAAUACCGCGAAAUCAUCCUGCAGAACAUGGAAGCCCUGGCAAAGCAUGGUCUCCGUGUGCUUGCACUGGCUAGCCGUGACUACGACGAAACCUAUGAAGAGGGCGUUGAAAUCGAUCGCGCUUCGGUUGAGCAAGACUUGGUCUUCCGCGGCCUCAUUGGUCUUUACGAUCCACCACGCCCUGAAUCCGGCCCAUCUGUCCGCCGUUGCCACGAGGCAGGUAUCGAAGUCCACAUGCUUACUGGUGACCAUCCUGGAACUGCCCGAGCGAUCGCUGCACAAGUCGGUAUUUUGCCCUCGAAGAUGAACGAACUCAGCAAAGAUAUCGCAGAUGCGAUGGUCAUGACUGCCUCGCAAUUCGACGCACUCUCAGAUGAUGAAAUUGACGCACUGCCUGUUUUGCCUCUGGUCAUCGCUCGAUGUGCACCAAACACCAAAGUCCGCAUGAUCGAAGCCCUCCACCGACGCAAGAAGUUCUGCGCCAUGACCGGAGACGGUGUGAAUGACAGUCCAUCUCUUAAGCGAGCAGAUGUUGGCAUCGCUAUGGGCCAAGCUGGUUCUGAUGUUGCUAAGGACGCUUCUGACAUUAUCCUGACUGAUGACAACUUUGCCAGUAUCCUCGCUGCUGUUGAAGAAGGACGUCGUACCUUCGACAACAUCCAGAAGUUUGUGCUGCACCUGCUCGCCCAGAACGUCGCCCAGGCUAUUGUUCUGCUCGUUGGUCUCGUCUUCAAGGACGAUGCUGAGCUCUCGGUAUUCCCAAUUUCCCCGAUCGAGAUUCUUUGGAUCAUCAUGAUUACCUCUGGUAUUCCUGAUAUGGGUCUUGGUUUCCAAGAAAAGGCACCUGAUGUUCUGCAACGCCCCCCACAGUCCCUCAAGCGUGGUAUCUUCUCCAUCGAGCUCAUGGUCGACAUGGUCGUUCUUGGACUCUGGAUUGCUGCACUCUGUCUUAGUGCUUUCGUGCUCGUCCUCUACGGCUGGGGAUCCGGUCAAAUCGGCGUCGGCUGCAAUGAGUCGGUCGGCGAUGGUUGUGGGCUCAUCUUCCGCGCUCGUGCAACCGCCUUUGCUUGCCUCACUUGGUUCUCGCUGUUUUUGGCUUGGGAAGUCAUCGAUAUGCGCCGAUCGUUCUUCCGCAUGCAACCAAACUCGGACCGUUACUUCACGCAAUGGAUGCUGGACGUCUGGCGAAACCAGUUCCUCUUCUGGGCCGUCGUGGCCGGUUUCGUACUCAUCUUCCCCAUCCUCUACAUUCCUGUCAUCAGUGACGAAGUGUUCAGGCACAGCGGAAUCGAAUGGGAAUGGGGCAUUGUCUUUAUCGCUUCUGGUCUUUUCUUCGCUGGUGUCGAGGCAUGGAAGUGGGCGAAGCGCAUCUACUUCCGACGACGAGCUUCCAAGAGUGCGAAGGCUGAGGAAGAUUUGGAGACGCGUGUCUUUGAGCGAUACCUUACUCAGAGCUCUAUGGGAGAUGAGAAGAAGGUGUGAUGAGGGAGUUUGUUGAUUGAGAUUCACAUCUGUUCAGUUUCAGCACUCGAGUGUUGAAAGUUUCUCUUUUUGGCACGAAGAAUACGGGAGGAUGAUUGCAGUAGAUUUGCGUCCCGGUCCGGGAGUGCUUACGAUGGCAUGAUUUGAAUUAAUGCAUAGCAUCUGGCGCAGCUUGCUUGGUAGAGAAAGAAUUGUUGGAAGUACACUUUGUGACCAC